Cloeon dipterum is the source of this 606-nucleotide messenger RNA. RefSeq names its product pterin-4a-carbinolamine dehydratase (gene Pcd). Gene Ontology annotation, molecular function: 4-alpha-hydroxytetrahydrobiopterin dehydratase activity. The record is from RefSeq and is a predicted model, not a curated record. NCBI's taxonomy places the organism in Eukaryota, Metazoa, Arthropoda, Insecta, Ephemeroptera, Baetidae. Gene Ontology annotation, biological process: tetrahydrobiopterin biosynthetic process. The transcript has 3 exons. Bases 70 to 477 code for a protein of 135 amino acids.
UGCUCCCAGCAUAUGAUUCGUGUCCUUGAACCCUGAGGCUGGACCGGGACGGGAGGGUAGCGUUGCUGGAUGAUAUCCACUAAACUUUCCACACUAUUGAGAAGCAGAUCAGCGAAAGCUGGUGCGACGUGGCUUGUCUCUAUCCGCAACUUAUCCAGCACACCAAAAAAGAAGUCUAAAAUGACAAAGCUAACAGGUGAUGAGAGGACAACUGCCCUUGCGCCUCUGAAGAGCUCUGGCUGGACAGAGGUCAAAGACAGAGAUGCCAUUUACAAAGAGUUCCUUUUCAAAGACUUCAAUGAGGCAUUUGGUUUCAUGAGCAGAGUUGCGUGCCUCGCAGAAAAAAUGGACCACCAUCCUGAGUGGUUCAAUGUUUACAACAAAGUGCAGGUUACUUUGGCGUCCCACGAUGUAAGUGGCAUCAGCGGCAGGGACGUCCGAAUGGCCACCUUCAUGGAGGAGAUUCUCAAGAAGUAACCAUGAAAAUACUAAUCAUGGUUACAAAUUAAGAUUUGCACGUUGCUUUUUGUUAUGAAAAACACGAAGGGUUAACGUCAAAAUAUAUUUUUGUUUAAUAAAUGUAGUGGAAAUUUUCGUUGAAAAAUA